AUGGCUGCAGUUGCGUUGCUCGCUCCUGCAGCCCCGCAGUUACCUGGACUGGUGCAGCAAAAAUCAGAGAAGCUGUGGUCUGAGGCCUUGUCAAGCUUGAAGUCUGAUUUGAGGGAAUCACUUCUCUCUGUUGAGGGAGACCGACGUGCAACAUUGGAAGUCGUCCUCUUCGAAGCGAGGAAUAAGCGAGAGAUAGCCAUGCGAAAACAGUGGAAGAUUACCAAGAAGAAUGGCGACAUCAUCAUUUUGCGUGAUGUUUUCGAAAAGAUCAUUCAGUGGGUGGACAAGUUCAAGGCUAUUGGAGACACCGCUAUGAGUGCCGCUCCGAGUUAUGCGUCUAUCCCUUGGAAUGUUGUGUGUGUUCUCAUCAAGGUGACCAUCAACGAAAGCGAAGAGUUCGCCGCCAUGAUUGAUGGUCUCCAAGAAGUCACCAACGUGAUUGCUCGAUACGCAAUCUUUGAAAGCAUAUACCUGCAACAACACACGUCUGCUACGGAACACCUCGAGGCUUCAUUGGUAGCGCUUUAUGCUGCAGUCUUAUCAUUCUUGGGAGAAGCCGACGCACAUUUUGGUCGCAAUACCACUCGAAGAUUCCUUCGAUCAACGCUUCGGCCAGCAUCCGAGAUUGAGAAAUCUUUAGAGCUGAUACGAUCUAGACAGACCGAGGUCGACCGUACAGCAAACAUUGCCGGUAUGGAAAUUCUCCAGAACACGUCAACGGCGAUGCAUGAACUGGUGACAAUGGUUGGAAACCUGACUCUCCAGCUAAACAUUACCAAUUAUCGACUGGAGCAGAUGCAUACGAGCAGAGUCUCGAGACCAAAGUCGCCGACUGAGUCUCUGAAAAGCGUGGUUACUUCUAUCAUGGGUCCAACCCAGAGAUUGUCGCAAAGAGGCCCAAUGCCCCGCGAUGAUCUUUCUCCAGAGGCACGUCGGAUCAUCUUCGAUUGGUUAUCACCAGUCAAAUAUCAAACCCAUCAUUUGGUGGAGACGAAGGAUCGUCUACCAAACUCGGGAGCAUGGAUGUUUCGCAGCUCACAGUUCCGGAACUGGAGAGACUCGAGUAUAUCCGAGACUUUAUGGCUGCAUGGCAUGCCCGGAUGUGGAAAGACAAAAUUGGCCUCUGCUGUCAUUGAUUUGGAUCUAGGAGUUGGUAACGCCCAUACUUCCAACGCUGCUCCCCUGGCCUACUUCUACUGUUCUCGAAAUAGUGCAGAGCCCGAGAGGUGGGACCCUUCCGAAGUCCUUCGCUGCAUCGCCAGGCAGCUAUGCCGAGAUGAUCCUGAUUUCUUCGUCUAUGAGCCGUUGAAGCAUCUUUACGAGAAAGCCGAUAAGCCUAGACAUGGAGAAAGGCGAAUAGACAAUGACGCCUGUGUCGAAUUGGUAUUACAAUUGUUGCGCGAGAAUCCUGCGACCAUUGUCAUUGAUGCCCUAGACGAGCUAGACCCAGAUAGACGACACAGUCUACUAGAGAGUCUAGAUCAAAUCGUCAAGCGCUCGGCAAAUGUCAUCAAGGUCUUUAUGACCAGCAGAGACGAUCUUGAUAUAAGCAUCCGCCUCCGCUCGACCCCAAAUUUGUAUAUCAGUGCCUCUUCAAACCAAAUCGAUGUUGCUUCUUUCAUUGACGUGAAGAUACAUGAAGCAGUCGAUCAAAAGAAGCUCCUGGGUGGAAACGUUCCGCCCGGACUAAUUUUGAAAAUGAAAGAAACCCUCAAUGACGGUGCAGGGGGAAGGUCAGUAUAA
This is a messenger RNA of Pestalotiopsis fici W106-1, 1743 nucleotides long. RefSeq lists its product as uncharacterized. The coding region runs from base 1 to 1743 and encodes 580 amino acids. Lineage: Eukaryota; Fungi; Ascomycota; Sordariomycetes; Amphisphaeriales; Sporocadaceae. The transcript has 3 exons. The record is from RefSeq and is a predicted model, not a curated record.